Patella vulgata (common limpet) is the source of this 3066-nucleotide messenger RNA. RefSeq names its product glutamate receptor 4. Gene Ontology annotation, cellular component: plasma membrane; postsynaptic membrane. Gene Ontology annotation, molecular function: transmitter-gated monoatomic ion channel activity involved in regulation of postsynaptic membrane potential; glutamate-gated receptor activity. Lineage: Eukaryota; Metazoa; Mollusca; Gastropoda; Patellidae. Gene Ontology annotation, biological process: monoatomic ion transport; modulation of chemical synaptic transmission; synaptic transmission, glutamatergic. The record is from RefSeq and is a predicted model, not a curated record. The transcript is spliced from 17 exons. The coding region runs from base 1808 to 2887 and encodes 359 amino acids.
UAUGUUUGGAUGUGUUCAAGUUUCGUCGACUAGUUCUCUCGAUCUAUCGCUCGCUUAUCGCACAAACCUUAGUGAUGGCUUGUCUCAACGACAUGUUAUUAUAUGUUGGAUAAUUCGGCAAGGAAUUUGUGUUGUACUUUAGGAUUUUAGAAUGAGAAAUUUUAUUGAACUUUGUUUAGAAAUGUGGUUGUUUAUUCAUCAUAUUGGCGGCACGGCUGUUCAAACGGAUAUACCACUAGGUGCCAUAUUUGAUUAUAAAGCUGAUGCCGCCGCUAGAUCAGGUUAUCUUUACGCCAUUUCUGUUUAUAAUGAUACGUCUAAAGAUGCUCUAAGUUUUGCUACAGUUUAUGAUGAACUCGAUAUAACUGAUAAUUUCAGAGUAGCUUCUAAAAUAUGUUCUCAAAUGGCUGGAGGAAUCUUUGCCUUUUAUGGAAAAACUGAUACGAAAUCAUUCAGCAUUAUCCAGUCUUUUAGUAAUGCUUUUCGUAUGCCUUAUAUAACGUUCAGUUUGUGUGGUACUGCUGAUCAGCGUGAGAAACCAUAUGUAGUCUUUAUCAAACCGUCUUACACAGACGCCAUAACCGAUAUAAUUAAAACGUUUGGUUGGACAAGAAUGGAUUAUAUUUAUGAUUCGGAUGAAGGCUUAAUGCGUGUACAGUAUAUCUACAAUAAAUUAAAAGAAGCCAAUUUUACGAAUAACGUAGACAUUGGAUUUCGUCGUGUGGAAGAUAUAAAUAACGCCCAUGCAGAUUUACGGCGAUUAGAUAGAUACCAUGCCGAUUCUGCUAAAAAUGUUAUCUUAGAUUUGUCUUCGCAAGAAGCUUACAGAAAAAUUCUUAAACAGAUACCGGAAGUAGGGAUGAACAGAGAUGGAUAUAAUUAUUUAAUGGGGACCCUAGAUAUGUUGAGUUUAAACCUAACAAGAUUUCGACAUGGUGGUGUAAAUAUAACAGGUUUUCAGUUAGUUAAUCAUUCCUCACCUCGUGUACAAACCUUUCUACGGGAAUGGGGAAGUCUAGAAUCUACCGUAUGGCCUGGUGCUGGUCGACCUAUAUUAGAUGUUGAUGCUGCUUUAUCAUUUGAUGCAGUAGAAACGAUUAGUAAAGCAUUAAAGAUGAUGAUACAACGACAGGAGAGAGUGUUCCAGUAUACAUUUAGACGAGCUGAAGUAUUUAAUUAUAAUAAAACUAAAGGAAUACCAUGUAUUAAUCCUGUUAUACCCUGGAUGCAUGGACAAGAUAUAUAUAACAGCAUUAAAAAGGUUGGCUUUCAUGGUUUAACAGGUCACGUGGCCUUUGAUGGAAGAGGGUACCGCCGAGACUAUAAGUUUGAUGUGUUAACUGUCAGUCUUAAUAAUGGACCAGAAAAGAUUGGUGAAUGGGGAAGUAGAGAUGGACUAAAAAGUGUUUAUGAUGUUGAAGAAACAGGAGGAUGGAAUUAUACCAAAUCCAAAUUGGAAAGAACUGUUGUCUCUAUAUUAACAGCGCCAUUUUUAAUGAUAAAUAAUAAGUCUGAAAUGGGACGACCACCUACGGGAAAUGAUAGAUAUGAAGGAUACUGCAAAGAUUUGGCAGAAGUCAUCUCUAAGCAAUUAGGGAUCAGCUACAUCCUGGUACUUGUAGAAGACAGUAAAUAUGGCAGCGAGUUAGAUAAUGGUUCAUGGGAUGGAAUAAUAGGCGCAUUAAGAAGAGGGGUGAAGUCAAUCUUCCAACCAGCAUAGUUUUCACGCAAGCAAGCUGACCUAUCUGUGGCACCGUUAACAAUAACAGCCGAGCGAGAGAGAGUCGUGGAUUUCUCUAAACCUUUUAUGAAUGUCGGCAUCAGCAUCAUGAUUUUGAAACCAGAGAAGCAGAAACCGGGAGUUUUCUCGUUCAUGGAACCUUUCUCGAUACAGAUCUGGGCUUGUAUAACUAUAGCCUAUAUCAUAGUUAGUUUUAGUAUAUAUUUCGCAAGUCGCUUCAGUCCUUAUGAAUGGAGUACUGAAGAUCUGACGUCAGGCACUAUUUAUCACAACCAGUUUACACUACCAAAUUCCUUCUGGUUCUCGAUGGGUGCUUUAAUGCUACAGGGAAGCGACCAUGUAUGUCCGAGAUCUACAGCAGGACGUAUUAUAGGUGGUGCCUGGUGGUUUUUUGUAUUAAUUACAAUAUCAUCGUACACAGCUAAUCUAGCAGCGUUUUUAACAAUAGAACGGAUGUUAACGCCCAUAGAUUCACCAGAUGCUUUAGUUAAACAGACACAAAUAGCUUAUGGCACCGUUGAUGCUGGUUCUACCAUGUCAUUUUUUCAGAAAUCAAAAGUGACAACAUAUAGAAGUAUGUGGAAUUACAUGGCGUCAGCUACACCCAGUGUCUUUACAAAGACGAUAGCAGAAGGCGUUCAAAGAGUUAGAAAGUCCAAAGCUAAAUAUGCUUUUUUAUUGGAAUCGUCUAGCAACGAAUUUUACAACAACAAAAAACCCUGUAAUACUAUGAAAGUUGGACCCAAUUUGAACCUGAAGGGAUUUGGUAUAGCAACACCUUUAAACUCUGACCUUAAAGAAGCUAUUAAUUAUGCCGUACUUAAAUUAAAAGAAGACGGAACACUUCAUAAACUUCAACAGACGUGGUGGUUUGAAAAGGGUGAAUGUGGUACGGAUCCUGGGAAUAGGGAAUCUAAGAAGAGAUCUUUAUCUUUAAGUAAUGUGUCUGGGAUCUUCUAUAUUCUGAUUACUGGAUUAGUUCUGGCGAUUAUUAUUGGUUUGAUAGAAAUAUAUUAUGGAAGGAAACACCCACCACAACUUGUACAUUAUUCAUACAGCCGAAGAUGGCAGAAUUCUCGACCUAAUUUAGGAGUGACAUCUACGGAGCACCAUAAUGGUAUAUUUGUUGAUUCAAUGAUGAGAUGAUUAGAACAUAUUGUAUUAUAUAUACAUAUAUAUAUUCCUCGUGUUUAUUUGUUUUUUUAAUUACUGUCAAAAAGCACAUUGUUGAUAUUUCUUGUAACAUAUUGUCUAUUAGUUACAUAUCGUAUUAUGUCACAUUUCCAAUUAAUGUUUCUAAAAAGAUUAAAAUUAAAUUAUUGUCA